UUAUAAAAUGAAAGUAUCGACACAUUACUCACAUAUUUAAACUUAUACUUGUGUGUUUUUGGAUGUUGUGAUAUCGUUGGAUUUAUAUUUUAUAUACUUGGAGAAAUGUCUCGUCAGCCAGAUAUGGAGUCAAGUUCUUCUUUGAAUUUAAUCAAAGCUCUAGAGAAGCGCAGAAUAAAAGAUAGUUUUGAGAAGAAACGUCUUAAAGAUGAUAUGAAAGCGAAGGAAACCCCUGAAGAGAAAAGGGUUCGCCGUUUAAAAGAAAGAGAAGCGAAGGAAAUGCGCCGCCGCGAAAGAAUGGGUUGGGAUACCGAGUACCAGCAUUACACAGAUCAAGACAAUCCUUUUGGAGAUUCAAACCUUACUUCUACAUUUGUUUGGUCAAAAAAAUUGGAAAAGGAAGGCUUACGGAAUGUAUCGACUGAAACUGUUGAUAUCCUGUCAAGGCAAAAGUUACUGGAAAACAGACUUGAACUUGAAAAAGUAAAGAAACGAAGGCAAGAACGUGAAUUGGAAAAGCAAGUACGAGAAGAACAAUCUGUUUUGCAACAACGUGUGAAAGAAGCUGCACAGUUUCAAGAAUGGGAGUUGCAAGAAGAUCAGUUUCAUUUAGAGCAAGCACGUUUGCGAAGCAUCAUAAGAAUACAAGAUGGUCGUGCAAAGCCAAUAGAUUUGUUAGCGCAAUAUUUGUCAGGAUUCAAACCAGAAGAUACAAAUGAAAUACAGAUGCACGAACCGUAUGUUUUGUUAAAUGGCUUAAGUUUAAAAGAUCUUGAAGAUUUACUAAUUGACAUAAAAAUCUAUGUAGAGCUGGAUAAAGGUAAAAAUACAGAUUUUUGGAAUGAUAUGACAGUAAUUGUUGAAGACGAAUUGUUUAGACUUAAAAAGAAUGAAAACAAUUCCGUUGAAAAUGGAGCAGUUGGACGUAGAGAAGGAAUACAUGACUGCGUGGCUAGAGAUGUCGCUGAGAUAUUUCGAAAGAAGAAUGCAAAGCAGUUAAACGAAUUACGUUGCAAAAUAGAAAAUAAAAUAAAGUCUAGAUCAGAUGGUGUAGACAUUAGUUAUUGGGAAAGUCUACUUUCUCAGUUAAAAGCACACAUGGCUCGCGCUCGUUUACGUGAUAAACAUCAGGAAAAUUUACGACAAAAACUAAAUAUUCUUAAAAAUAAAACGGAAGAAAAUGAGAACUUGGUUGCUACGGUUACAUCGAACGAACGAAACGAAAGUGCAACUUCUUCCUCAAUUGAGACAAGCAGUAAUGUUGAUAAAGAGGCAAAACAUGACUCAAACACAUUACAAAAGUUUUUCGACUUAUACGAAGAUGGUCGGUAUUCUCCAACAUAUAUUUCGAACAUUGAGGACGAGAACACUCUAUGGAUUGCCACAGAAGAAGAGAGCUUCCUUGAAAUAGAAUCAUUACGUGCUAAAGCACUGAACAAUAAAUCUCAAAAAGAGUUGUAUACUAUUGAAGAAAGGAGUAUGUGCAAUGCAAUGCGCAAAGAUAUGGGAAAAGAUGAAGCUGAAUUCUCUGUCGAAGUGCCGUUAGAAGUCGUUCAAGUAGCCUCUGACAAGUAUAGACCUCGUAAACCACGUUACUUCAAUCGCGUGCAUACCGGUUUCGAGUGGAAUAAAUAUAACCAAACACAUUAUGAUAUGGAUAAUCCUCCUCCUAAAAUAGUUCAAGGAUAUAAAUUUAAUAUUUUUUAUCCCGACUUAAUUGAUAAAAAUGUUACUCCACAAUAUUUCUUAAAACAAUGUGACGAUAACUCUGAUUUUGCGGUACUUCGUUUUCAUGCCGGUCCACCGUAUGAAGACAUUGCCUUUAAAAUAGUACAUCGGGAAUGGGAGUUUAGCUAUAAAAGAGGAUUUCGUUGUCAGUUUCAUAAUAAUAUAUUUCAACUUUGGUUUCAUUUUAAAAGAUAUCGUUAUCGUAGAUAAGCUUCAAUUAUUAUUAUUUUUUGUUUAUAUGUGGUUCAACUAAACUUGUAUUUAAAAUUAAUAUCAUUAAGAUUAAUCUUCUAACUGUUAAAUAACGUUUCCAACUGAUUAUAGGGCAGAGAAUUUUUGUGAAACAAUGUAUAUUCAAUAAAGAACUGUCAUUAAUAAAAAACAACUAAUAAUACACGGCUAA
Zeugodacus cucurbitae (melon fly) is the source of this 2131-nucleotide messenger RNA. It is a transcript of the gene cactin, whose product is annotated as splicing factor Cactin. Gene Ontology annotation, biological process: mRNA cis splicing, via spliceosome. The record is from RefSeq and is a predicted model, not a curated record. Lineage: Eukaryota; Metazoa; Arthropoda; Insecta; Diptera; Tephritidae. Gene Ontology annotation, molecular function: protein binding. Gene Ontology annotation, cellular component: spliceosomal complex; cytoplasm. The transcript is spliced from 2 exons. The coding region runs from base 106 to 1938 and encodes 610 amino acids.